This is a messenger RNA of Frankliniella occidentalis (western flower thrips), 3572 nucleotides long. RefSeq names its product repulsive guidance molecule A. Bases 226 to 1686 code for a protein of 486 amino acids. Gene Ontology annotation, molecular function: coreceptor activity. Gene Ontology annotation, biological process: BMP signaling pathway. The record is from RefSeq and is a predicted model, not a curated record. Gene Ontology annotation, cellular component: plasma membrane. Lineage: Eukaryota; Metazoa; Arthropoda; Insecta; Thysanoptera; Thripidae. The transcript has 6 exons.
GCGGCGGCGGCUGUUAGUUCGACCAGAGCUCUCGAACGACCAGGACGCGCGUCGCUCCGUGCGCAGAAUCGAAACAUCCGCGCAGUCCUGCAUGUAGUGCGAGUGCGAACCCUAACGAAGCCCUAGGAUGCGUGUGCCGGCCUCGGCCUGAGAGUGGAUUACCUUCGCCUUCGCCGCGCCCAGGAGAUAUGGUCGAGGUUAUGGAGCGGAGAUGAGUGCCGCGUGAUGGGGCAGAGGCCCCCCUCGCCCCCGGACCCGCCCCCGGCCCCGCCGCCCCUGCGAGCCGCCCCCGCCGCCAACACGGGGCCGCUCUGGCUGGCCCUGCUCGUGCUGCUCAUCAACUUCGCAGCAGCGCUGGGACACGGCCAUGGCGCGGUGUGCGACCUGGACGCGUGCACGCGGGCCUACGACGAGUCCCUGGAGAGCCGCGGGCUGGCGGGCCCCGAGGGCUCGGCCGCGUACUGCGGCGUGCUCUACGACUUCGGCAUCUGCAUGCACAACAUCCGGCGGGCGUGCAGGGGCAACCUCAACUACCACACGUCCAACACUAUGUUGAUCCACUUGAAGACGAUAUUCGAAUGCGCUAAACGACUCCAGCAGGAGACGGGGUCGGCGACGGGCGUCCCGCGGAAGCACGGGCGGCCGCCGCUGCCGCCCUCGACGCCGCGCCCCGACCGACCCUCGACGAUGGCGCCCCCCGAGGCCGCGCAGGCCGGGCCCGAGUGCAGCUACCGGGGCUCGCGCAACCUGCGGCACUGCGGCCUGUUCGGCGACCCGCACCUCAAGACGUUCAAGGGCAACAUGCAGACGUGCCGGGUGCAGGGCGCCUGGCCGCUCGUCGACAACCCCUACCUCGCCGUGCAGGUCACCAACGAGCCCGUGCUCUUCGGGUCGCAGGCGACGGCCACCACCAAGGUGACGGUGCUGGUCAAGGGGUCGGCCACGCCCUGCCUGAACCAGACCAAGACGUACGAGGCCACGGCGGACGCGCCGCUCCCGGACACCUUCAUCGACGGCACCAACAAGUCCGGCCCGGGCGAGGCGGUCACCAUCCGGUACCAGGACACGGCCUUCGGGUCCCUGGUGGAGAUCCGGAUUCGAUACAUCGAGACCACCGUCAUUGUGAGAAAGGUGGGCCGCUACCUGGCCUUCUCCACGAGCAUGCCCGACGAGCUCGUGUCGUGGCACUCGGGGCAGGGCGACGACCAAGGAACCGACGGUGUGCAGUUGUGCGUCCAGGGCUGCCCGCUGUCCGAGAUCAUGGACUUGGACAGCGAUCGUGGUCACGUGUUGUCGUGGGCGGACGCCCUGGCCAAGUGCGUCGCCAAGACGUCGUCCUCGCCGCCGUCCACCUCCACCAUGGCGGCGGCGGACAGCAACGAGGGCCUCGGCGACCUCACGGACCAGUACCUGGACUGGUGCGUGUUCGACCUCAUGACCACGGGCAAGGAGGACUUCGUCCUGGCCGCGCGCUCCGCCCACCGCGACACCCUGGCCAUGGACCCUGGCGCGGCGGGCAACCUCCGCAACAGGACGGCGGCGCAGGACGUGGGCGCGGGCGCGGCGGGUGGCGCGAGCGCGGCCAGCACCACGGGGGCGGCGGCCGCCGCGGGCGCCCCGGGGGCGCUGCUGCUGCUCGCGCUCGCGGGCGCGGUGCUGGCCGCCCCGCGGAACCAGCCCAGGUAGCCCAGACGCGUCGAGGAGGACGCGCUGACAUCAGCUGGUUCUGCCUCGGCGUUAUUCCACACCUCGCUGACCGGAAGCGCUCAGGGGAACGCGCCCGCGUGGCACCCCCAUGGCACACCCCGCACUCUGGCCGGCCUGAACCGGACCGCGAGGGCGGCUGUGCACUAUUGUCUGUGAUCAAACACUGUUGUGAGUAAGCCCCAACUUCCAUCCACCAACUUUUUCCUUCCUUUGCCUUCAAGCUAGCCGGCUUGGCGUGCCUGAAUUUGAUAUUUGCCCAUUUUAUUGUUUGACGGCCUUCAAUAGAAAACUGUUUUCCCUCAUUCAUCCAAAGACUUUGUGAAAAAUAAUUGCUGCAAAUGAUACUUAAUUCUCUCCAUUCUGGCCGAUGAUAUUACCAAAUGGAUUUUAAGCUCUAAAUAUAAAAAGUCAGGAUUUUAAAAGUUUUAUGUUUUUAACUAGUCAUAAAUUGAAUUUAAGACCUCUUGCUCUCUUGCACCUAAUGCAAGGGAUGCUCCUCUUUUAUUUGAAAAUCCCAGUGGGGGAAUAUUUUGGUAAAGAGCUUUGAUUUUUGUUACUCUGCUAAAAAUGACUUUGGGAGCCAUCAAAACUCAAGAACUGCUGAAGUGGUGUCCCAAAAAGUAUUUUAAGUCCUGUAUCUAUUCUAGCAUUUAUUAUGUGUUGAAGGCUCCCAAGUAACAGAGAUGUCUGUUACCUGGGAGGGUGAAAUUUUUUAAAUGAAGGAUGUUUUUAUUCUGUUAAACCCUUGGCUACUAUGUGAAAGCCAAAUUGAACUGUGAUAUGAAUUUUAUUUUUAAAAAACUUGUAAAUAGAGUGUACAGGAUGUCUGAAUUUGUGUGAUUCUGUGUGUGGAUAUGUUUUACAUUUGUUGUUCUGUGACAUCUGAAAGCCUUAGCUUGAAAGAUAUUGUGAUCUGUCAUUCACCUGUAAUUCUGUUUUGGUUUUCAAAACUUCAGCUUGGUGUCGAGUAAAAUGUGUCUCCACCUUCGUCCAAUACUAAUGACCAUUUGCUUUUGGUAUUGUAAAUUUACUAAAUUUGACAAAAUUUCUUUGAGGAGGUUGAUUGAAAAUGUAUGGUUGAUACUGUUUAGAGUAAUAUAGAAAGAGAAGUAUUUAUUUAUAAAAUUCUUGUGAUACUAAGAGCAGCUACCUAGCAAAAUACAUUUGUUUUUCUUAUGUAUUUUUCAGUACUAUUAGUUUGCUGUGUGUAGGCACAGUCAAUAUUCUACCCAGGAAUGUGCAGAUGUAUUUUAACUUCUUCACUCACAUCUUUUGAUAACAAGUCAGUAUAGAUCAUAGAUAGAUUAUCAUCGAAAUCCCACCAUCUUCGAUCUUGUGUUAAUUUAUAGUCCAAGCAAGGAAUAGGGCACAUAUUUUUCUUUUGCUGGUUUGGCUCCAUAGCCUUUUCUUCUUUGGUAAAAUUUUUGGAGCUAAGCCUGGCCUGGUGCCACUAUGUAUUCUUUUACUUUCCUUAAGACUACUUUUAGUUGUCUGACGCAGAUAGUAAAAUUGUUUGAUCAAAUCAGAUUUGUAACAAAUGGUAAAUGAUAUAAUGUACUGUAUCUGUGCUCUCCUGGGGUCAUGAAUAUGACUGUCUCUAAUGAUAGAUGAUUCAUCUGAAAUGUAAAUAAUUUUGUAAAGUGACUGUAUAUUUGAAAGAAGGAAUCCUGAUAAGUAUUUCAUCUCAACUUUUAUUCUUUUUUAUGAAUCUUUUGUGAUUCCACUGAAAAUUAAAGGAUUGGAGGAGGUGUUGAGACUUGUCAGGACUCCGGUACCCGUACAUUGGUAUCUGCUAUUGUAGAUAUAAAAUGUACCAAUAAUUGUGAUCAUUAUAAAUGCUAAAAAUUAUAAUAUCAAUAACCUAA